UCGCGCCGUGCCCGCUGGGAGCCGUAGUUCCGCCGGCCUCGAGGCGGGGAAGGUGCCGCCGGCGGCGGGGCGGACUCCGUUUCCCAGCGUGCCCGCAGGGGGUGGCAUGGCGGCGGGAGGAUGACACCGGAGUUUGACGAAGAAGUGGUGUUUGAGAAUUCACCACUCUACGAGUAUCUGCAGGAUUUGGGACACACUGAUUUUGAAGUAUGUUCAUCUGUGUCACAGAAGGCGAAGCAAUGUGCAGUAGAGGAAGGCCAGAGAGAGAGGACUGUACAUACUGCCCAGAAACAAAGCAUCCUGUCAAAACUAGUUGAGUUCUUCAGAAGUUGGUUUCCCUUUCCACAGUAUAAGAAAAAUGAUGACAUACUUCACCGAUUGGAUGUUGGAUUUCGAUUUGACACUCUCCGUACCAUCCUGCAACAGGAAGUUCUGCUGCAGGAGGAUGUGGAACUGAUUGAGUUCCUUGACCCGAGUAUCCUGUCUGCAGGGCAGUGUAAGCAACAGGAAAAUGGACAGCUUCCAACACUACGCUCCCUAGCAACUCCUAAUAUUUGGGAUAUCUCACUGUUGUUUGCCUUUGUAAGUGCCCUGCUUGUGCUUCCGUCAUGGUGGAAGGAGUCAUCGUGGCUACCGUGGGGACUAGUUCUGCUUGUGUAUGCAGUCUUUCGAGUGUGGGCCACAUGGAGGACAGCCAAGCUACAAAUGUCCCUGCAAAAAUACUGUACCCAGCUGGAAGAAACAGUAGCAAAUAGUCGAGCUUUCACUAAUCUUGUGAGGAAAGCUCUACGGCUCAUUCAAGAGACUGAAGUAAUUUCCAGAGGAUUUACCCUUUUGCUUGACAGGGUCAGUGCCGCUUGCCCACUUAAUAAAGCUGGACAGCAUCCUAGUCAGCAUCUUAUUGGUCUCCGGAAAGCCGUCUAUCGAUCUGUCAGAGCCAACUUCCGAGCUUCAAGACUGGCUACUCUGUACAUGCUGAAAAACUACCCUCUGAACUCUGAGAGUGACAAUGUGACCAGCUACAUCUGUGUAGUCCCUUUUAAGGACCUGGGUCUGGGUCUGAGCGAAGAGCAGGUAUCUGAAGAGGAGGCACACAAUCUCACAGAUGGCUUCAGCUUGCCUGCACUCAAGGUUCUCUUUCAGCUCUGGGUAGGGCAGAGUUCGGAGUUCUUCAGGAGACUGGUACUGCUCCUCUCCCCAGCCAAUGCGUCCCCCAAGCCCUUGAUCUCCCCUGAACGGUUGCCUCAUCAUAUCUUGUCUGAUGUGACUCAAGGCCUACCUCAUACACAUGCUGCCUGCCUAGAGGAGCUCAAGAGAAGCUAUGAGUUCUAUCGGUACUUUGAAACUCAGCAUCAGUCAGGUUUUGAACGACCAACCAGAACAAAACAGAAGUCAAGAGAGUUGAACAGCCUUCAGACAGCAGUACGCAGCUUGCAGCUUCAUCUCAAGGCACUGCUGAAUGAGGUAAUAAUUCUUGAGGAUGAACUUGAAAAACUUGUUGGCACUAAGGAGACACCUGAACUAACAACAGAAGCCCACCAGGUUUUGGAACAAAAACUGAAGUUUAUUCAGCCUCAUAUGCAGGCAAGCAACAGCUGCUGGGAAGAAGCCAUUUCUCAGGUGGAGAAAAUGGGUGGAAGAAACCCAAAUAAAAAAGGCAAGCUUGAAGCUUCCUGUGAUAACCUACAGCGUACUUCAGUACCUUUAAUACAGCCUACUGUAUACAUAGAAGACAGAGAUCCCAUCCCUGAAGAACAGGAAUUGGAAGCCUAUGUUGAUUAUUCUGAUAUGGACAAUGAAUAUAAUAGGGAAGCUUUUGACUGCUUUUCCCAGGAAGAGAGAGAGAGACAAAAACGAGAGAGAGAGGAGUCUAAAAGGGUGUUACAAGAAUUGAAAUCUGUGCUGGGAUUUAAAGCUUCAGAAGUAGAAAGACAGAAAUGGAAACAACUCCUAUUCAGUGACCACGCUGCAGUGAAACCCUUGUCUCCUGUAGAGUCACUGAAGCUCCAAAAUAAUUUGGAAUCUCACAUGAAUUCAAAUACAGAAAAUCAGGACUGCAGCCAGAGUUGUGAUAAAUCUGAAGAAAGCGGCUCUAAUUCAGAAGUGAAUGCUGCUGGUAAAAGCAGGACAGAAUAUUUGUAUGAAGAUCCUGAGAUGGAGAGAAACAAAGACAGUCCCACUGAAGAAGGUAUUUCUACAGAGUCUGAAGAAAUAGUGUGCCGUGAAGGGGAAGCUGAGGAUCUCCAGCCAAGUGAUGCGGAUGGAAUAGAAGUUUCACAGCCUCCCUCCUUGGAUGCAUUGCAUUCAAAGAUAAAGCAUAGGCUGGCUCAGCUUCACAUAUCAACGGAUUUUAACUUCACAUCUGGUCUGGCUGCACAAGCUGCUGCCAGGUCUUUCUCUUUUACUACAAUGCAGGAACAGACUUUUGGAGAUGAUGAUGAGGAUGAAGAGGAGGAGAAGGAGGACGGGAAGGGGCAAGAACAUGAAGACCUGAUGGAAGACUUUGAGGAUGAAGGUAGUGGCUCUGAGAGAGAAGGAAAAGUACAAGUCUGAUCUGAACUUUUAAAAACCAUCAACAGACAGUUUGGUAGGAAAAAAAAAAAAAAAAACCCCACAACAAAACUGACGUGGGGCUUUAAAGUUAAAAAUGCUGAAUGGAAAAAAUAAUAAUAAUUGGGAGACCUAAAUGUAAUACGUCUUGUUCCCUAAGUCUGAGACACUAAAUGGGACUUCUGAGUAUGUGGAAAAUUUGCAGGUAAGACAACUUCAAGCUGCAAGCACUGAGCAGUUGGCUGUUGCCUUUUUAAGAUCUUAGCGAUGAGUUUUGGAGAUUACCUUUGUGUUUUCUGGUUUGUUUAUUUAUAUGAUGAAGUGUUGUUAUUGUUUUUCUAAAAAGAAUGGAAAACACUGUACUGAAUUACAACAGACUGUCUUCUGCUUUCUGAUUUUGUUGUUUUGGUAUCAAAUGUUAGUUCCAAUAAAAAAACGGCAUUUGUUUUGGAAGAA
Coturnix japonica (Japanese quail) is the source of this 3006-nucleotide messenger RNA. The record is from RefSeq and is a predicted model, not a curated record. NCBI's taxonomy places the organism in Eukaryota, Metazoa, Chordata, Aves, Galliformes, Phasianidae.